Cyprinus carpio (common carp) is the source of this 1147-nucleotide messenger RNA. RefSeq lists its product as uncharacterized. The transcript is spliced from 4 exons. The coding region runs from base 53 to 1117 and encodes 354 amino acids. The record is from RefSeq and is a predicted model, not a curated record. NCBI's taxonomy places the organism in Eukaryota, Metazoa, Chordata, Actinopteri, Cypriniformes, Cyprinidae.
AAAGUUGACAAGAGACCAAAAGCAUGACAUUUUGGAGAAGCUUGGCUCAACUAUGUAUGAUUUUAAGGCAUACCCAGAUGACAAACAGAUAGGAAAAGUAGCAGAGGCCCUUGUCACAAAGCAUCCUUGUUUGAAAGAGCCCGGCUCUGACACUGGUUGGAAUGGGUGGAAAAUCAGUUUGAAGUUCAAAAUGGGCAACUUGAGGAACAAAAUGAGGAAAAUUGGAUGUCUUGAGGUAGCUGUUAAUGCUGGGAAAAGAAGUCAAAGCUGUCCUGAGAAUGAACCAUCACAUUCCAAAAUCAAGAAACCAAGACGUUCUGAGGUUAAUUAUUUGCCAAACUUUCCUCAAGGUGAGGAUGAGGCAUCUCUUGAAACAGUCAGACAGGAAAUUGCUGUUGAAGUCCAGAAGACAGAAAAAAAUACUAGUUUGAUCCACAAGAACAUGGAGAAAACGUUUGCUCUGCGACGACAGAACAUUGUUAGAGGAAGCCCAUCUGUGAAUGAGUUUCUGAAUCUCUGGCCUGCACUGCGUGUAACAUCUGAGCUGUUUGCAGAGUACCAACGUGUUACAAAUGAGAAUUUGCCCAACAAAUUCUAUGCACAACUGGACUGCCUCCUACCUCGUUUGAUGACAAUUUUAAGACAAAAAGCAUCCAAGACGGGCAAGACAGCAGAUACCCUAGCUAAUCUUUUGAAAGUUCACGAUGAGCAGGAACUGCAUGAUGUAAAUUCACGACGGACUACCGUUAUCAGAGGUCUUCCAGUUUUGCUGCGUGAUAAAGAUUUGGGAUUUUUUAGGACCACCCUGAUUGAUAAUCCUGAGAUACUAACUGAGGAUGCUCCAGUGGCCCUGCUUACAGUUGUGCAUGAAAAUGCUGCUGCUCCAAUCCAUUACGAUCCAGUGAGGGUCUCAGUUGUCCUGGAGAAUGAAGUGGUCACCACCCAUAGCCAACUUCCAGAGGCCUUUCUUGUCUUGUUUGGAUUCAUGUAUGCUCUUCACUUAAAAUAUCCUAAAGGACUUGCCAAAACUUUUGAAUUCGUGCAAAAAGUUUUACUCGGCAUGGAUGACGGAAAACUGUCUCCUAGUGUGCAAACACUGAAGAAUGAGUUGAUGUAGAGCAAUUUAUUUAUUUUUUUAUUUUAUUUU